CAUCAGACGCUGACCCAGUUCUUGAAUGACUUCGGAGACCCAGAUGUUUCAGAAUGCACAUUCUGGAAGCCAAUGGCUAUUGACAAUUCUGCUGCUGUUUGCUUUUGCAGACGGGCAGACUGCAGAUCUUCCAAAGUCUGUGGUGAAACUUGAGCCCCCAUGGAUCCAGGUGCUCAAGGAAGACCUUGUGACGCUGACGUGCGAAGGGACCCACAACCCUGGGAACUCUUCUACCCAGUGGUUCCACAACGGGAGCCCCAUCCCGAGCCAGGUCCAAGCCAGCUAUACGUUUAAGGCCACAGUCAAUGACAGCGGAGAAUAUCGGUGCCAAACGGGGCAGACGGACCUCAGCGACCCUGUACAUCUGGGAGUGAUUUCUGACUGGCUGCUGCUCCAGACCCCUCAGCUGGUGUUUCUGGAAGGGGAACCCAUCAUGUUGAGGUGUCACAGCUGGAAGAACAAACAGCUCAACAGGAUCUUGUUCUUCCAGAAUGGAAAGCCUGUGAGGUUUCAUCAUCACAGUACUAACUUCUCUAUCCCAAAAGCCAACCACAGUCACAGUGGGGACUACUACUGCCAAGGAAGUCUAGGAAGGACCCGGCACACCUCCAAACCUGUCACCAUCACUGUCCAAGGUCCAGCAACUAAAAACCCCGUCUCUCUAGUCUGGUACCAUGUGGCUUUCUCCCUAGUGAUGUGCCUCCUGUUUGCAGUGGACACGGGCCUUUAUUUCUAUGUACGGAGAAAUCUUCAACCGUCGGGGGAGUACUGGAGGAAAUCCCUGUCAAUCAGAAAGCACCAGGCUCCUCAGGACAAGUGACAUCCCAUCGAAUGGUGAAACAGCAGUGGCAACAGCAUCUUUUCUGCCGCAUUGCGGCAUCUUCUACAGCCUUCCCUUGAAAACAACUUACAAUCAGGCCAGAUACUUGGUCCUGCGAUCACAACUACUUAGGAGGCUGGGCAGAAGGAUCAGCAGUUCAAGGCCUGCCUGUGUUAUGUAGAGAGAGUGAGUGCGAGUCUAGCCUGGAUAACCCAGUGAGAUCCUGGGUUUAGGUGGCUCAUCAGGAAACAGCCUGUUGCUAAGCUCGAAAACAAGACCAGAGUUUGAUCCCUGCUACCCAUAUGGCAAAAGGAGAGAACAAAUUCCUGACAGCUGUCCUCUGACCCCACACUCCCACCAUGGCGGGUGCACACAAUAAAUAAACUAAAAUGUAAUAUAUAUUUUUAAACAAGAGGCAGGGGCAGGCUGCAAGAGGGGGCUUGGUGGCAGAGCUGUUAUCCAGUACACAUGAUGCCUGGGUUUAACCUGUAAUAAAACAGAAAUCAAUGUGGGCUAAGGA
Grammomys surdaster is the source of this 1340-nucleotide messenger RNA. Its product is annotated as low affinity immunoglobulin gamma Fc region receptor III-like. The record is from RefSeq and is a predicted model, not a curated record. NCBI's taxonomy places the organism in Eukaryota, Metazoa, Chordata, Mammalia, Rodentia, Muridae. The transcript is spliced from 5 exons. Gene Ontology annotation, molecular function: transmembrane signaling receptor activity. The coding region runs from base 26 to 820 and encodes 264 amino acids. Gene Ontology annotation, biological process: cell surface receptor signaling pathway.